Engraulis encrasicolus (European anchovy) is the source of this 1068-nucleotide messenger RNA. RefSeq lists its product as uncharacterized. Bases 163 to 876 code for a protein of 237 amino acids. The record is from RefSeq and is a predicted model, not a curated record. Lineage: Eukaryota; Metazoa; Chordata; Actinopteri; Clupeiformes; Engraulidae. The transcript is spliced from 2 exons.
CUUCAGCUUGAUAACACAUAGACAGCAGCACAAAGAAAAAACAGCUAAUACUUAUUGAAUUGCACAUCCUCAACCCUAUAAUCAUCGACAUCCUAUUGCAAAGAUGCCUUUAGAAGAAGAGACCAAGUCGAAGGAGAUGAGAGAGCUUUAAAAUUACUGGAGAUGGAGGAUGAUGGGCAGGAAGAACGGCAGCCAUCAGGCUGCUUCAUGACAGCCCUCGGGUCUAUGGUGACCACUGUCAGGGACAGCAUCAGGAGGAGGCGAGUGAGAAAGAGGCAUAAGAAUAAUCACAUUCCUAAAAUGCAUGUAGAGAAAGAGGAGGCAGGAGGUGAGAAGCCAACGGUGAAGAAAAGAAAGCGCCGCUGGGUGAUCAACCCAUUUAGGAGGAGGAGGCCGAAGGACCGAGAGGCAGCAGCGGCUGCAAAGACCAUAGAAGAGUCCAGUAUUGAGGAGUGCAGGACAGAAGAGGUCAUCAAGGCCCCUCAGGUCACUGAGGCCACUGAAGUCACUGAGGGCAAGGAGGAGGACGUGACAUCCGAGAGCCUGGCUGAGGCUGCAGAUCUACAGGCCGAGGCAUGUCCGACGGCUACUGAUCAUGACGCGAAUGAUGAUGCUGAUGAUGAUGAUAUUGAUGAUGGUGUUGCCACAGCCACUGAGGAGACCAGGAGAUGCUGUGAGGAUGUUGUCCAGUCUACCCUUCUGGGUUUUGACAUACCAGAGGGACUGAUAACACAUCAGACACUGAGACACGUCAGAGAGACCGACGAGUCAAACGCAUGGGAUCUAUUCGUGCUACUGAGCCUGGCUGUUUUUUUGGGGGUCAUUACAUUCUAUUUUUUUGUUUCCCUUUUUAAAAUCAUAACCGAAGAUGUGUAAUGCAAGAACGACAUGGACUGGAUGUGUGUUGGGGGAAUCAUGGACUGCGAGUGUGGUCGAAAACUCCAAAAUGAGAAAUAGUCAACUCCAAAAGAAAGAAACUUACAACUUUACCAUAAAUUGAACUUUAAAUUUACCAAACAACAAACCAACAAACCGGCUAUCCAACUUUAAAAUACAUUUCUUUCAAAU